Messenger RNA from Neodiprion fabricii, 2917 nucleotides. Its product is annotated as FK506-binding protein 15-like. The record is from RefSeq and is a predicted model, not a curated record. Bases 166 to 2514 code for a protein of 782 amino acids. NCBI's taxonomy places the organism in Eukaryota, Metazoa, Arthropoda, Insecta, Hymenoptera, Diprionidae. The transcript is spliced from 12 exons.
GAUGGCAUAUCUUGAAGUUGGAAGUUCGAUGGAUAGUGAUUUUUUAGAACUGUCAGAAGCAUAUUGCGUGUACGAGUCUAUAUCAAAAUAACCGGCUUUAAAUUUUUUCCCAAAUCUUAUUCGAUUCUGUUUCAAAACUCCAGUAAAAAAAUCUGCCAUGUAGAUAUGAAUAACCGAGCUAAAAUGAGCGGUACCAGUCAAUUAUCUAGUGCUAAUAAAAUGUUCAAAGAAAUGCUUGAGGAUGACGACGAUUUUACAUCUCCCGCAGGGUCCAAUCUGGCUGCAAUUUUUAACACCUCACAAAACACUCAAGAAAAUGCUCGUAAUUCACCAUCGCGGCUUGCGUCUGUGAAACAGUCCAUCAGUGAUCAGAGUCAAUCUAAAAAAGAAGUUAUACUUGCAAAGGCUGUCUAUGCAUUUAAAUUACAAAAUGGACAAUAUGUAUCGAUUGGAAAAGUUGGCAUAGCGCUGACAGGAAACGUCCUGGCUAAACAGUAUGAUAUUAUUCUGUACAAAGGUACCCAGAACUACUUAUCUGUGGCUGCUAUCACACCUGACUUCAUCUACACCGUACAAGACCACAAUUAUGCGUCAUAUUACGAUACCAACAAAAAUAAUUGGUCAAUUUUGUUUGGGAAUAAAGAAUCGAGUAUUCAAUUUGCAAGGGAGGUUUGCCUCUCUACAUAUUUUUCCAGACCUGUUAGAAUAGAUAAUAACGUUAUAUAUCAGGAUCUUAACGCACCUAUGGAGGUCACCAGCAUUGCCAAAGAAGGUGAUGGUAUCUCAAUGAAAUACAUCACAAGUGUAGAUAUGGCCCAGCCAUUGAAAAUGGACAUGAAUUUGAAACAAACUAUAACUUUGGAAAUUUCUAAGGAUGACAACUGGGAAAGAUUACUUAUUGGGACAAGCAUCGGAUUGAGAAGAAUGAUAAUUUUACCGUCAAGUAAACAGAUUGGUUUAGGACCUAGUUUUCCGAAAGAUAAGGAAAUAAUUAUGGAGAUAGAAGUUGUGUCAAUAGUUGCCAAAGCAGAACCACUACUUCAGACUACAAAGACCCCGGAUGUCAGUCAAAAAGCAACAAUAAUAUCACGCAUGGCUAAGAUGGGACAGUCUAUACUUCCUAAAUUACCAACAUCUACUACCACCGAUUCUGAAGAUACAGAGGAAGAAGUAUUUCAUAAGACAACCAGGCACAAAAGAGUUGAAUCAACAGAGUCGACGUUACCAGUAAAACACUCUUAUUCUAAGCCGUCAUUGGAUGCUCCAACACAAAAAAAAAUUUUGAACCGAGGAGAAUUAAUGUCUUCAACUCUUUCAAUAGCGACACAAAGACCAGUCAUGUCUGCGUCUACUUUUGCGACUCAGUGGACACCUAGUCAAAUUCAGCAACAAUAUGUGUCUAUUGAUGGUCAACUAUUACCAGUUCAGCAACAAACUAUUGCUCAACCAAUUCCUCCAUCAAUGGAUCCUAGUCUGAACGUUUUUUUAUCAGAAACCCGGACACAGAACACUGAGCUAAGAAUGGGAUUAGCUAAGAUUGGUGAUAACGUUCAGAAGCUUCUUGAUAAGUUCCAUGUUCUCGAACUUCAACAAGCAUCGACUCCAGCAACUGAUAAGUCACUGGAGGCAACUUUAAAAAUGUUGAUAGACAUAAAUAGAAGCAAAGAGAACGUUGAAUGUAAAGAACGUGAUGUACAGUCUACAUCACAAACAGAGGGAACUCAAAGGAAUCGAAAUUUAAUUACAACAACCGAGCAACUGAACUCGAAACUAAACACUCUAGAAGAUGAACUGAAACAGGCAACCGAAUUAUUGAACGACAAAUCAUUACGCAUCACCGAAUUGAAUCGUGAUAACGAUGUUUUGAAGCAAACUAACUCUGCAUUAAAGAAUCGUAUUGAAGAGUUAGAAAAGGAUUUGAUAUCAUCUCAAAGUAAAGUUGCAACGUUAUCUGACAAAUGUGAACGAUUUAAAGAUGCAGAGAGUAAAUACCAAGCAAAGAAUUCAGAGUUGGAGAAUUUCGUAACAGAAUUAACAUCGAAAUGCAAAGGGUUGGAGGAGAACAUGUGGAAAUCUGAGACCAACAAUUGGGUCGACAAAUCCAAAGAGCUCAAAGAGAUAAUGACCGAAAUGCUGGAAGAAUUGUACAGUUGCUUUACAGAGGAUCAAUAUGCGACUGAUCAUGUCAAGUCGGUGAUAUAUAAGACAAUGAAGAGCAUUACAUUAAGGAUAGUGCGUGAGGAGGAAGAGAAAAAAAAAGAAAAGGUGAAGAGCAAAAAAGACACUGAUGCGCCAGUAUCGAAAUCUGACAUCAGUGGGACUUUCAAAGAGAAUGAGCCCGACACAAAAUUUGCAAGAAAUGAUAAUAAUUAUAAGGAUUCAGAGGAAUUAUCUCUACCAGCAAUAUCAAGUGACAGUGUAAAUUUUUCUCCAACCCAUAUCAAUACUGUUUCAGAAUCUGGGACGGAAUCACCGCCUGUACCAAAGUUUGACGCGGAAGCAAUAUACCAGUGAAAAACAUACUCCGUGAAAAUUAUCAACGCGUUUUGUCGAAAAAUGUGAUAUCGAUUUUAAACAUUGUAAUAUCUGCGUUGAUAGAAAUACUGUAUUUUUCUCAUUACAUGUACACAUAGUUUAUCACAAGGUAUUAAAUAUUAUUAUAUUAAGAGGUUUAUCACAAGAUAUUAAAUAUUAUUAUGUCAACAAUGAAAUAAUGUAUGGAUAAAAAAUAACUGUAAAUUCAGCAAUAAAAAAAUUUAAACUUGUAUAUUAUACAACAACACGAGCUAUUGAAAUGCAUGUCGUUUUUUUCAGUCUCAUUUUCAAAUAUUCAUCAGCAGGUAACCAAAUUUCGGAUUUCAAUAACAUAUAUCGCUAAUCACAAAGACCUUUGUUUAAGCGGUAUUUUCGUUAGUUA